Molecule: messenger RNA, 2383 nt
Organism: Asterias rubens (European starfish)
Lineage: Eukaryota; Metazoa; Echinodermata; Asteroidea; Forcipulatida; Asteriidae
Product: mucin-5AC-like
Exons: 5
Coding region: 24-1433 (469 amino acids)
Source: RefSeq, a predicted model, not a curated record
AGGAUGAGUGUGCCUGCUUCAACAUGGAGAGCCUCAUAUUACGUAUUGGAUAUAAAGAGGAGGGGAAAAACCACCCUCAAUACGAUGCUCCCAUUGGAGAUUUAUGUGAAAGUAGCACUUGUAUUACAGCGGCACCACCACGACCAACAAAAACAGCAACAACAACAACAACAACAACAACAACAACAUUACCACCAACCACAAGUGUCACCGGGCCAAUGUCUACAGCAGCACGAGAACCGACCGAGGUUUCUACUGGCUUACUAACAACGAGUACAUUAACACCACCUGCGACCGCCAUGACAGUACCUACAGCAAUGACAACUACAAACCAUUCAGCAACUCGUGUUGUUCCAACAGGUUCGGACAACGUGUCCAUAACGGGUGCACCAUCAGGAGAUACCAUGACGAGUACACCGCGAAGUGAGGAAGGAUCAAUUGGGAUAGAUCACUUCAUUAUUUGGCCACCCGUGCUUGUUGCGUUGGUGUUAAUAUGCCUCUUGGUGGCGCUACUUCGUCGAAGACGUAGGCCAAGGAAAAUUUCCACUCGAGUCAGUGUUGGAUUCUCUGUUGUGAAUACUUCUGAAUCUCCCACAACACCUCCACCAAUCUCAAACCCAUCCUACGAGAAACAAGUUUCUGGAAACGAGCUGGAGAGAAGUGGCAAUUUCUACUGUCCGCCGCUCGAGACCAUCCCGAGAACGCCCAAUAGCUGCGGGCGUAGCAGGCCCACCUCCCCCGCACAGGAAGGCGAGAAUGCAGCUGCGGUCCUCGGUCAUUUCAAUGUUGCUUUCACGGAGGGGAACUACGGCAUUGUCAACCCAGACCCCGACGACGUCUCGGACGGGAAACUCGCAUCGCUGCACCGGUCGAUAUCACCGAGAGAGGCCCGGUACUCAAGCUGUCCCGAAGACGGUGAGUACACCACUCCGGUGGUUUCGUCGACAGCAAGUAGGGGGUCGUCAAACCAGUCGGCGAGCAGGCCGGUCCAAAGGGUCUCUGCUGACGGCUACGAGGACGCACCCGUCUUCAGCUAUGCAACAUCGGCUUACGAAACAUCCCAGCAGAACUCAAACCACCUGCAGAACUACGCGACAACGGAUAACCCACGAGAGCGAAACGCUCGACCGGGAGCUGACCUGCACUACGAGGCCGUCUCCCCGGCCAGUCACUCGCCCAAACCAACCGGUGACAAUGUCUACGCGUACGCCACGGCUGUUGUGUACCCGCCCGGUCUGAACACACCGGGCGGGCCUCAGAUAGUUAACGGUAAUGUAUACAACGUACUUCAGACUCCCGUGAAUCUGAAAGAAAACGACGGGGAAUAUUCAAUGCUAAAGAGGAGCGUGGGAGGCAGUGACCCAACGAGUCCACAUGUACCGAUUGUUUCAUCAAAUGAGUAUAAUAAAAUUGCUAUUCCGUUUCAACACUAAGUUAUAGGUCAAACUGAGUGUAGCCCGUCGGACGCUCCUCGAAAAACAUUGUAUCCUAGCUGUAGUCUUAGUUCCGUCCGAUUGGACGUAAAACCGUUGUUCCCGUGUGUUGUGUAAUGCACGUAAAAUAACCCAGUGCACUUGUCGAUAAAAGAAGUGGUUCGCCCCGGUGUUCCUAGUUUGAUUGGCAGCAUAUCGCGCCACAUCACUUUUGUGAAUCAUGUUUAAUUAAAAAACUAUGUUAAAUAAGUACGUCUCAUAAUCCAAAAGUAGUCCCACAUACCUUGCAGGAACGUACUGAAUAAUGACGCGUCUUGAGAGCGUUACUGAGCGACGGAUAUGCGCGCUGUUAAAGAAGCUGCUAAUAAUUAUUAGCAUCAUUAUUAACCCUACACUCCUUGAUGACAACAUGACGGCAGUUUUGCACAUUUUGACUGUGUAAAGAAGCUCGCCAAAGUGGCUAAGCCCAUUGUGAACACACGCUAUAGAAGCCUAGUGGUCACGUGACCUUUUCCCUUCUGCCAUCAUCUUGUUCGUGUUCUUAUACUGCAAUAGCGAUGAUUGAUGCCGAUUAUCACCAUGCCCAAAUAGAUACCAGACUAUUUCCCUCCAUUUGGGGAAUAUUGAUAAAAACUAAUCAGAGUUUGAAAUGCGUUUACUGCGUAGCGGCAGAUUAACUGCAAAAACUAGACUUUAUAAGCUUUUAAUUUGCCGAAUAGGUAAUAGAAUAAUAGAGUUAUUAGAUCUUAAAAUGAGAACCAAAGUUCGCUUAAAUUAAAAACAUAAACCAUCCGCAGAGCCGACAAUGAUAAAGUUAAUAGCGUUAAACCGUCACACAGUAAUCACAAGAUGAUGGAUUGUGUCUCGGCAGUUGUUGACAUUUUAAUUUAAUUAUAAUAAUUGUACAUCCGAAGUCCUGGGUUAAAGCCAUUGGACCCUUUCGGUAUAGA